GUAUGAUGGCACGAACAUCUCUGCAAUGGCUGAUCUUUCUCACUUCACUGCUGAGGAGCACACCAAACCAAGACCCAGAAGAACUAACAGCGAAGGCUGGAGAGGAUGUCACUCUUCAGUGUCGGGAUCAUAGAGGUGGUGACAUUGGAAAGUUAGUGUGGAGCAGAACUGACCUGGGGUCAGACGGUUACGUCUUCUUCUUCAGAGAAAACCGCCUCUACGAGUACUUGCAGCAUCACGCAUAUUGUGGUCGAGUGACCCUUAGAGAUCCGGAGAUGAAGGACGGAGACGUUUCUGUUGUUCUGAAGAACGUCAGCGUCAACGACAACGGAACAUACCAGUGUCGAGUUGCAAACGGUGAAGGAGACAAGCUUAUCAACACCACCAAGCUGACCGUCUCAGGUUCAAACAGUGAAAACAAAAUGAAUGAUGUCCCUGAGGAUGGAAACUCCUCUCCUGUAGGCCGUGGACUGGCAGCAGGUGUUACAGUUGUAAUGCUUCUUGUAGCUGUUUUUGCAGUGGUUGGUUUCCUGAUGUAUAAAAGACAUAAGAACAAGAGAUCAGGACCACCUGCUGCUGCUGAUGACGCCUGCGCAGAGAGAGACGGAAUACAUUCCUCUGAAUGGUGUGUGAGGUCAUGUGUAAAUCUGUAGUAGUUUAUCCCUUCAAAAACCCCAUGUACUUUUUCCACUUACUGUAAAGACACCAAUAAUGUCUCCCCUAUCAUGGUGGAGGGGUCUGUGUAUCUGAGUCUGGGAUCUCUAUUAUCUGGAGCUCUGAGUCCUGUAGGGCAGGGGUGUCAAACUCAAGUUCACUCAGGGCCAGUGGUGGAAUGUAACAAAGUACAAAUACUUCGUCACUGUACUUAACGUAACCUUCACGUAUCUGUACUUUACUUAAGUACAAUCAAUAGUGCAUACUUUUGACUUUUACUUCGUUACAUUUUGCAGGAAUUAUCUAUACUUCCUACUCCACUACAUUUCUACAAUGUUCCGUUACAUUUUCUGAUCAGUUUUAUCCCCUGCCAAAACGUCUUCCUGACCGUCUCACCAGUCUGCAGGGAAGCCUUCAGCAGCGGCUCCUGCACCGGCGGCAGUCUGUCCAGCUCCCGGUGCCGCUCGCGAUAUUACGAAUCCCACUAUGGCCACGCUCCCGAUACUCUGCUUGGUCAUAAGUGAAGCAUCCGUUCACAUAGGGUUAAUAUACAACACGUAUAUAUUUAUCUUAAAAACACUGCCGGUCCUCCUCAGCUCUGAAGCCACGUACUUGUUGUCCAAGCCCGUGUGUUCUCGCUAAAUAAAUGUGUGUAGCAUUCGCUGUCCCGUGGGAAAUAAUGCAAAGUCGAGCUUCAUGCUGAUCACCCUGAUACAUAACCAGAAUUGUAAGUCAGAAUGUAAACUGGGCCACAGAUGGUAAGCCCAAUUACAUCAACCUAAAACUAACUUAAUUGAAAUGCUACAGCCCGUACUGUUUUUUUUUUUACAUAUAGACAUUACGAUAAAUC
This is a messenger RNA of Perca fluviatilis (European perch), 1504 nucleotides long. Its product is annotated as nectin-4-like. The record is from RefSeq and is a predicted model, not a curated record. NCBI's taxonomy places the organism in Eukaryota, Metazoa, Chordata, Actinopteri, Perciformes, Percidae. The transcript is spliced from 4 exons. The coding region runs from base 3 to 653 and encodes 216 amino acids.